This is a messenger RNA of Pungitius pungitius (ninespine stickleback), 2060 nucleotides long. It is a transcript of the gene nceh1a, whose product is annotated as neutral cholesterol ester hydrolase 1a. The record is from RefSeq and is a predicted model, not a curated record. Gene Ontology annotation, cellular component: membrane. Lineage: Eukaryota; Metazoa; Chordata; Actinopteri; Perciformes; Gasterosteidae. Gene Ontology annotation, molecular function: carboxylic ester hydrolase activity; serine hydrolase activity. The transcript has 5 exons. The coding region runs from base 98 to 1357 and encodes 419 amino acids.
AGUGCCCCCCCUCCCCAGGUCCUCCAGGGACAACCCCAGAGACACUCGGUGCAGCCUGCACAGUCCGUGUGAUCGGUGUCAGUCGGUGAGGCGCGAGAUGAGGCUGCUUCCAGCUGCCGUUACUCUGUCCCUGACGGUGGCCCUCGCGUACUACGUGUACAUCCCGAUGCCCGAUGCCAUCCAGGAGCCGUGGAAGCUCAUGCUGCUGGAUGCAGGAUUCCGAGGCACGAUGCAACUGGCCUCCUUGAAGGCUUGGCUGGGCUUUGACAAUUACAUCACGUCAAUCCGCCGGUCCACAGCGGGUUUUGACGACAUAAUGGAGGGGCUGCUGAGUCCCCAGUCCGGCGGAGGGGUCAUGCCCGGAGUCAAAGUCAGCGACAUCACUUUCGCCGGCGUCCCGGUCCGUGUGUACGAGCCCCCAGCCGGAGGCGAGGGUCACCUGAGGAGAGGCCUGAUGUUUAUCCACGGGGGAGGCUGGGCCCUCGGCACUGGGAAGAGGGGCUCGUAUGAUACGAUCAACCGGAUGCUGUCUGACGAGCUCAACACUGUCGUGGUCUCCGUUGAGUAUCGCCUGUAUCCAGAGGUGCACUUUCCAGUGCCCUACUUAGACUGCCUCGCUGCUGCCAAGCACUUCCUGUCCCCAGAGGUCCAGGCCAGGUACGCCAUCGACCCCGAGCGCGUGGCUGUGGCAGGUGACAGUGCCGGAGGAAACCUGGCUGCCGCGGUUGCUCAAGAGAUUUCCUCAGAUGAGACCAUGAGUGCGACAUUCAGCGUUCAGGCGCUGAUCUACCCGGUGCUCCAGGCUCUGGACUUCAACACGCCCUCCUACCUGCAGAACCAAAACAUACCCAUCCUCUACCGGCCCCUCAUGGUGCACUUCUGGCUGCAGUACCUCGGCGCUGACCUCUCCCUCCUGUCCCAGGCGCUGGCCAACAACCACAGCUCCUUGGAAAACCCCAACCUCACCCCGGAGCUGAGGGCGCGUCUAGACUGGACCGCCCUCCUGCCGCCGAAGCACAAGCGGGACUACAAGCCUCUGAUUCCCAAGAAGGGUUCCCAGGGGACAUGGAAAGAGGUGCCGGGCCUGCUGGACGUCAGGGCGUCGCCACUGCUAGCAGGGCCAGAGGUCCUGGCGAAGUGCCCCCGAGCGUACGUCCUGACGUGCGAGUACGACGUGCUGAGGGACGAGGGCCUGAUGUACGCACGGCGCUUACAGGACGCGGGCGUCUCGGUGACCAGCGACCAUUACGAGGACGGCUUCCACGGAUGCUUCAGCUUUAUUACCUGGCCAAUGGAAUUUGACGUGGGGAAGAGAGCGCUGAGGGGUUACCUCGACUGGCUGCAGAACAACUUGUAGGAGCGUGUGUGCGUGCGGGGGUGAGUGAGCGGGUGAAAGGGUGUUUGUGGUUGCAUGCAUUAUGUUUGUUUCACUGCUUCAUCAAGCAGAGACUUGUUAAGGGCUAAUACACGUUAUUUCGGUCUUCAAAAGAAAAGCUCAGGGCCCUCAUGUUCUUGCAGAUAGACACACAGUCACGUGACGUAUGAAGGUCUGGUAGCGGUGAAAGGGCAGAUGUGUUGACCGUAACAUGGCUUACAUUGUGACCAGCUUACAAAAAUACCUUAAAAUAUCUAGACUUGAAAAAGCUUUGCACCUGUGUAAUAGAUAAGCAAUGAAUCUGCUUCCACUGCGGUACACGUACCUUCACUGAUUUUUAUUCCCACAACACAUGAGCAAUAUAUUUCACAUGUUAUUGGUUUUAUACUCAACUUUUAGAAUGAAACCCACAAAAAUAAAAGUCAGCAGUAACUCAAACUGUCUGUUGCACUUAAGAAAAAUAAAGACAAGAAAUGUGAUAAUGCAAAGUUCCUCCUCCACCAGUUUGGUCUGAAAUGUCAACAUUGGAUUUAUUGGUGUGUUUCGCAACGACCGUGGUGACGUCCGCGACUGCAUUUAUGUUUGUGAAUUUUCAGUUAAAUGUUUUUGUCAGACUGGUUCACAUGCACACCAUUCAUUUGUAAUAACUUUUGUGACCUGUGAACUUUGAAAUAUCUAAUCAGAA